Messenger RNA from Eublepharis macularius, 1851 nucleotides. It is a transcript of the gene GPSM3, whose product is annotated as G protein signaling modulator 3. Gene Ontology annotation, molecular function: GTPase regulator activity; protein binding. Gene Ontology annotation, biological process: regulation of inflammatory response. The transcript is spliced from 5 exons. The coding region runs from base 175 to 744 and encodes 189 amino acids. Lineage: Eukaryota; Metazoa; Chordata; Lepidosauria; Squamata; Eublepharidae. The record is from RefSeq and is a predicted model, not a curated record.
UGGAAGAGGAGAGCAGAACGGCGGCAAAGCAACGGGAAAGAAAGAUGGAGACGUGGCACUGCCAGCAGGUGUGGGAGUGACCUUGACCAAGAACGCAAAAGGCGGUGGAAAAGGAUUAGGGGGGAAACCUCGCUUCUCUACUCAUUUCACCCAAGUCUCCUGUGAGCAAAGAAAAUGGAACAUGAAAUGGAAGCGAUGGAAGAAGGAGAGACGCUCUUGGGUGGCCCGCCUGAGAUAGAAGCCACAGAAGAACAGGCUUCCUCGCAAGAAUGUGUGAACAUCCUGCAGAAUCCGGAUGCUGUCCCACGUCCCAGGCAGAGAUCAUGGCGGCGGCACGAUCCUGCACGGCCCUGGAAGUCUCUGCCCGCCACUCCUACAGGAGAGCUAGAGGCAGAUCCGCCAGUUUUCUCCUCCAUGACCUCUCUCCAGGCCGAGGAGUUCUUUGAUAUGGUGGCUAAAGUCCAAGCCCGGAGGCUCAACGACCAGCGUGCUGAUUUUGCAGGGCUUGAAGGCGCAAGUGGAGAGAAUAUGGUGAUCUCGGAGGACCAGCUGUAUGACACUAUCUUGGCUCAUCAGAGCCAGCGUCUCGAAGACCAGCGCACCGAGCCGCCCAUCCCAGUGGGAGUUCAGGGGCUGCUGGAUUUGCUUCUCAGAGCCCAAGGGACCCGGAUGGAAGACCAGCGUUCAGUUCUUCCCCCUGGCCUUGCAGUGAGCAGACACUUGCCUUCCCCAGCCGGAGUAUGAAUCCACCCAAGGCCUUCCUUGAACAGUUGUGAUUCUCAGGAUUGAAGACAUGACACUGAAAGAUGUACAGCUGUGUCAGACCUAUAAAGGCAGCAGGGUCUCUGGAAUCCAGCUGAGUAACUUUAAACAAAAAAACCUUGAAGAUGCCUGUAGAUAGCCACACUGCAGUGCGUGUUAUUUGCGAUCAAGUCACUUCCGACUUAUGGUGACCCCUAUGAAUGAAUGACCCCCCCCCCCAAUCCUAUCAUUAACAGCUUUGCUUAUUAACACUUGUGAACAUGUGUAAAAUUAAGGCAGGCUCUCUGCAAAUGCAGCAUUGUGGAUUGCCCUGGACAGGAUUUCCACCUCUCUUGUUGGCAGAAUGCCUCCCACAGAGGUGCGAUUCCUGCCUUAGCACUAGCUCCAAGUCACAUAGCAAGUGGGCUAGCUUUUGAGUUUCACAGCACUCUUCUUGAAGCUGAGUGUUAGUCAAAAAGAGAAGUGAUUGAGGCAGAAGAGGAAAAUGCCCUAGUAAAGCCCUGGCGUUUCAAGAAACUGUUGGCAGACUAGCUGAGCUUGUUUCUACCACAAAGUAUCUUGAGUUGCAUGAAAGCAGUACUAGAAAUUAGUUUGGUGUUGUGGACAUAGGCUAAUUUGGAUUUUUCUUUUUUACAAAGACUCUCUUUAGCUAAAUUUGCUUGUAAAAAGCAGUUUUACAUACUUCUAAUUGGAGGGUUUUUUUAAAAAAAAAAGCAAGAUGACUCAAUUUCGGUAUCGUUUUAUUUAGAAGCUCGAUCAUGCGUCCACACUCUGCAGUACCAAGUGGGUUGUGUUCUUCUUAAUUAAGUAGAAUCAGAAUUUAUUACUGUAGAUCUACAAAUGGAACUCUUUCCCCCAAGAACCUUCUCUGCAAUCUCCGUUCGCACUGCCAGUGCAUAUAUCAUUGAUUGAUACAAUAUCCGUGGACAGAUCCAAGGUAGUGUAGGUGAGAGAGCAGUAGAACACGAGUAAAACUGUUUGAUGUAGCUUCAUGCUGAAAUCGAGAACUUUAUUCCAUUCCAACAUGAUUUGUGUCCAACUAUGCUACAGCCUCCCCCCGCCCCCCCUGCAUUAAAUCACUAAAGCGUC